AUUGCCCCUGCUCCAAUGGGCCAGCAGCACUUUCACCAUUUAUUUCCUCUUCCAUUCACUCCAGCGGGGAGGGAAGAGGGAACACAAAACUCUAAAAAUAACUGUCAGCAUCUCAAAAGAAGAAAAAAAGCUUAUCUGUCCCCCACCCCCAACGUGCUCCCGCCCUUCUCCCUCCUAUUUCCCCCUCAGCACCCCCCCUCCGCUUUAUGGGGCACAUGUCUGCUUCUUACAACACCGAGGCACAUGGUUCCAGUUAGGCACCGAACCCCACCAAGACAGAGAGGAAAUCCACAUCUGUGGGACGCUCCACACGGAACCACCUCCAGCGAGGGAGGCCAGGGGACUGCAGCACCGAGAUGAAGGGCUAGACCGAGGGAAACGCUGCUCAUGCGACGGCCGGGAGCGCCUGCGAGCUGGAUCUGGUGGAGGAUGCUGCGGCAGGUGCUUCGCAGAGGGCUCCAGUCGUUCUGCCACAGGCUGGGUUUGUGCGUGAGCCGGCACCCGGUCUUUUUCCUCACCGUGCCCGCAGUCCUGACAAUCACCUUCGGCCUCAGCGCGCUCAACCGCUUCCAGCCCGAGGGCGACCUGGAGCGCCUGGUCGCUCCCAGCCACAGCCUGGCCAAGAUCGAGCGCAGCCUGGCCAGCAGCCUUUUCCCCCUGGACCAGUCCAAAAGCCAGCUCUAUUCGGACUUACACACCCCUGGGAGGUAUGGGAGGGUGAUCCUCCUCUCCCCAACCGGGGACAAUAUUUUGCUCCAGGCUGAGGGGAUCCUGCAGACCCACCGAGCCGUGCUGGAAAUGAAGGUGAACCACAAGGGCUAUAAUUAUACUUUUUCCCAUCUGUGUGUGUUGAGAAAUCAGGAUAAGAAAUGCGUGCUGGAUGAUAUUAUUUCAGUGCUAGAGGAUCUCAGGCAGGCUGCCGUCUCCAAUAAGACAACAGCCAGGGUGCAAGUGAGGUAUCCCAACACUAAAUUAAAGGAUGGGAGGAACAGUUUUAUUGGACACCAACUGGGCGGGGUAGUGGAAGUGCCAAACAGCAAAGACCAGCGGGUCAAGUCAGCCAGAGCCAUUCAAAUCACCUACUACCUCCAGACCUAUGGCUCUGCCACCCAAGACCUCAUAGGGGAGAAGUGGGAGAAUGAGUUCUGUAAGCUUAUAAGGAAGCUCCAGGAGGAGCAUCAAGAACUCCAGCUCUACUCUUUAGCAUCCUUUAGCCUCUGGAGAGACUUUCAUAAGACCAGCAUCCUGGCCAGAAGCAAGGUCCUGGUGAGCCUUGUGCUGAUCCUGACCACAGCCACCCUCUCCAGCUCCAUGAAGGACUGCUUGCGCAGUAAGCCCUUCCUGGGCCUCCUGGGGGUGCUCACAGUAUGCAUCUCCAUCAUCACAGCAGCAGGGAUCUUCUUCAUCACCGAUGGAAAGUACAACUCCACCUUGCUGGGAAUCCCGUUCUUCGCCAUGGGUCAUGGAACUAAAGGAGUGUUUGAGCUUCUGUCUGGAUGGCGGAGAACCAAAGAGAACUUGCCCUUCAAAGACAGGAUAGCAGAUGCCUAUUCUGAUGUGAUGGUCACCUAUACCAUGACCAGCUCCCUGUACUUCAUCACUUUUGGCAUGGGUGCCAGCCCAUUCACAAACAUAGAGGCUGUGAAGGUCUUCUGUCAAAACAUGUGUGUCUCCAUUCUUUUGAACUACUUCUACAUUUUCUCUUUCUUUGGCUCCUGUCUGGUUUUUGCUGGCCAACUAGAGCAAAACCGCUACCACAGCAUCUUUUGCUGUAAGAUCCCUUCUGCAGAAUACCUGGAUCGCAAACCUGUGUGGUUCCAGACAGUGAUGAGUGAUGGGCAUCAACAGACGUCCCAUCAUGAGACGAACCCCUACCAGCACCAUUUCAUUCAGCACUUCCUCCGUGAACAUUAUAAUGAAUGGAUUACCAAUAUAUACGUGAAGCCAUUUGUUGUCAUCCUCUAUCUCAUUUAUGCCUCCUUCUCCUUCAUGGGGUGCUUACAGAUCAGUGACGGAGCCAACAUCAUCAAUCUACUAGCCAGUGAUUCGCCAAGUGUUUCCUAUGCCAUGGUUCAGCAGAAAUAUUUCAGCAACUAUAGCCCUGUGAUAGGAUUCUAUGUCUAUGAGCCCCUAGAGUACUGGAACAGCAGCGUCCAGGAUGACCUAAGAAGACUGUGUAGUGGAUUCACUGCAGUGUCCUGGGUGGAGCAGUACUACCAGUUCCUGAAAGUCAGCAACAUCAGUGCCAAUAACAAAAGUGACUUCAUCGGUGUCCUGCAAAGCUCAUUUUUAAAAAAGCCAGAAUUCCAGCAUUUUCGAAAUGAUAUCAUCUUCUCCAAGGCAGGGGAUGAAAGCAAUAUCAUUGCUUCUCGCUUGUAUCUGGUGGCCAGGACUAGCAGAGACAAGCAGAAAGAAGUCAUAGAAGUGUUGGAAAAGCUGAGGCCCCUAUCCCUCUCAAAGAGCAUCCGAUUCAUCGUGUUCAACCCCUCCUUUGUCUUCAUGGACCAUUACAGCUUGUCUGUCACAGUGCCUGUUCUGAUUGCAGGCUUUGGUGUUCUCCUGGUGUUAAUCCUGACUUUUUUCCUAGUGAUCCACCCUCUGGGAAACUUCUGGCUAAUUCUUAGCGUCACCUCAAUUGAGCUGGGCGUUCUGGGCUUAAUGACAUUAUGGAACGUCGACAUGGAUUGCAUUUCUAUCUUGUGCCUUAUCUACACCUUGAAUUUCGCCAUUGACCACUGUGCACCACUGCUUUUCACAUUUGUAUUAGCAACUGAGCACACCCGAACACAAUGUAUAAAAAGCUCCUUGCAAGAGUAUGGGACAGCCAUUUUGCAAAAUGUUACUUCUUUUCUUAUUGGGUUAGUCCCCCUUCUAUUUGUGCCUUCGAACCUGACCUUCACACUGUUCAAAUGCUUGCUGCUCACUGGGGGUUGCACACUUCUGCACUGUUUUGUUAUUUUACCUGUGUUCCUAACAUUUUUCCCCCCUUCCAAAAAGCACCACAAGAAAAAGAAACGUGCCAAGCGAAAGGAGAGAGAGGAAAUUGAAUGCAUAGAAAUUCAAGAGAACCCGGAUCACGUCACCACAGUAUGAGGGGUACAGACCUGUGGAUUAUUUUUCUUUUCCAGUAUUGCACAAUGAUGCAGGGCAAGUAAAGCUCAGACCUCAGCUGCUUGGGCUGGCCAGGGGUAACAAGGCAAGUCAGAUCAAGAGUGCAUUAUUCAUGACACUUCAAGGUGUCUGCUUCUUGAGGGGGAAGAGGGAAUAAAAAAAGAGGAAACAGUUAUUUGCAACCUUGUUCUCCUCUAAAAACAAGUCUCUGGAUGUAAUCUGAGAGCUCUUCCAAGGAAUGGAUGAAUCAAUGGAGUGUUAAGAUAGAAGGCCAAAAGAACCAGCUGCUUUUAAAAGUAAAAUGCUUAGGAGUGAUGGAGAAACAAGGAAAGGUGUCCUUCAAAUAGGGGGAAAGACAUAGGAAAUGUGCCAUGGCAAUUUUCAUGCUUGUUUUUUGAACAGGUUGGUCAAAGGAAACCUAUGCACUUGGGAAGUACAUAUUUAAUACUGUCUAAACCAAAGGACUUCCCAAUCCAUUUUAUGUGUACAUAUAUAUGUAUAUAUCCCGUAUAUACAUAUACUUAGUUUUGUCUUUAGGGUACAUUGACGUUUAUGUGGAGGGAGGUGUCCAUUUGAAGAUAGGCUGGCCUUUCCCUAGAAAGUCAAAUCAACCUUAGCCAAAUUUAUAGAUUCAUUAAUAGCCAUUCUAAAUCAACCCAAGUGUCUCAGCAGUAAGAGUGUCAUUCAACUGUGGGAUGAGCAAAAUAAACAGAGAUGUGAGUUCAUUAGAUUAUGCAUAUCAUGUCAGCAGUCAUCUAGACUUUUGCUUUGGAUGACUUUGCAAAAAAACACAGAAGGCAUUUGAAUUAAUUACCACAUGGACAAGGUUUACUGUUUCAUAUUAGAAAUAAACAAUUGAUACGGAUUUUCAUUGGCUUUUACUGUAUUUGGAAGGCUGAUAUGGCUGCUUUCAGUGAGCUCACCCAACUGCAAAUGAGUACUUUACACAGAUUAUCCAUACAUGAGUCUAAGGGUGCACAAGUAUGUGUAUGUGAGUUGGGGUACUCCAUAGUUACACCGUUCUUAUUUUAGAUAGGGAAAAUAACUGCCAUGGAAUAUAGAUAAUUAACAUAGGAGAAAGGAGACAUAACUAGGAAACUCGUAGAGUGAAAUAGAAUAAAAUGGACCAUACCCACUCAUCACACGCCAUCUACUGGUUCUUAGUGUAAGGAAACUAUUCUAAUCCUAUAAACUCUAGUGUAUUCCUUGCAUUAGUAUUUGGAACAUAACCCAGGCCAUGAUCACUAUAGUAGUGUUCAAUAUACCUACUGCAGUACCAUUUGUAGCUUCUUGUAGUGUUGCUCUUGUUACCUGGAAAGUGCUCCUCAGUUGGCCCACCUCCUAGGGUGAUCGCAGCUCUCCACAGGUGGGAUAUUAACUAUAACUGCUGCUGAAUUCUUUCUCAAACAAAAGUACUGAGGUAAAUGUUUUCAUUAAGUUAAAGUUUAAAACUACUUCCAAGCACCUGUUGGGUGCUUACUUGGACUGUUGCUGUGCGUCCUGUCACAGGAAAUUAAUAGAAAAUGCCUUUUCCCAUGCCAAGCAGUAACAUAAUUUAUUUCCAGGUAGGACAGAAUAAAUGUCCAAUGAUUAUAAAAUCUGCUAGUAAGCUCUUUUACCUAGAAGAAAGCUACUAUUUCCCAUCAACUUUGGUUCUAUGUUUUAAUCAAAUUAAUAAUAAUAUCUAAAAUAACAAAACUCCUUGACUCAAUUAUGUUCAGAAAAAAGAUACAAACCAUUCCAUUCUCGUUAUAGUCUCUGGAAAUGAAGUUCAUAGACUAAUGAAGUAACAAAACAAGUAUACUUAGACAUAUAACUUUCCAGAAUAUAAAGGUGAAAGGGAACACACCCUAAAAUAAAAACAUUUAAGUAGUAUUUCAUUUAUUAAAUGGAGUUUGUUUUGUUUUACCUUGAGGUAAUUGGGUUUCAACAGGAAAUGAUCUAUGUCUUCUCCAUUGUGUCAGUUUCAGUGCAAUAUCUAUAGAUUUGAGUGUGGAAAAUUAUUGCCCAUAAUCAUAGGGUUAUUGUUUUUACAUUAUUUGUGAAGUCAUGUCACAAAUACUCCUAGCCUUUUGCCUCAUGAACUGCUGUACUAGAAUGAACUGGUAUUUGGUACGAGUAGCCUCCAGACCAUGAUCUCAUAUCUGAAGUAGAAGUUUCAGAGGAGGUUUUUGGUUUGGGUUUUGAUUUUUUGUUUGAGUGGGGGUUUUCUGGUGGGCUGCAGGGAGGAGAAUUCCUCUUACCGAUUACCCAUCAUUUGUAAAGAUUUUUAGUUUUUUCGCAUCCCCUUCAAAAUAUGGGAGAUAAUCACUGAGAAAGUUAAUUAACUAUCACUCCUUUUCUUCCCAUUGUGUGCCAUGCUCCACUCAUUGACCUAUUUUUUAAAAGAUUGGCUAUUGGGGUUGGUUUUUUCUUGGUUCUUAUAGACCAUUCUGCAUGCAAAGAAGAAUGGCAGGCUGAUUUGCAGGGAAAGAAUCAAGCAUGCCAGUUGUGAAAAGCACAUGGAGGAAAUGACAUAUACUGCCAAAUGACCAGGGCAGAUCUAAUAUUAUGUCUCCAUCCAGAUAGUCUCUGUUUGGAUAGGGAAAAACAGUUCUUCUUUUUUAGUUUAUGUCUUCAAGAAUCAAAGUGUCUAAGAUAAAUAUGAAUUUCUCAUUGUUCGAGUGACUAGAGGGCAUUUUGGAAGGAACAUUAUCUUUUCCAGGACACCGUAGUACUCUUUAGAGAACUGUAGCAAUAAUUUACUGAAAUGGAAUUAUUUGCUCUGGAAGAGUUAAUAUACCGCCUAAAGUGUCCUAACGCAGUCCUAGGGAGUAAUUUAAUCCUAAGAAGAAUCUAACAGAGCAUCAUCUGACCUCCCAACCUCACUGUGAAACAGAUGCUUCCAAGAAUUCCAUUUCCUGAAUACUAAGGUACAUCCUAAGAUAUGAGAUCAUGAUUUGCAGGUCACCCCCAAUCCCAACUUUUUUGGUAGCUUGUGUGUACCUUUUCCUAGUUUUUCAAGUUUACACUCAUUGUUUUGUUCAUUUAUAAAGUACUAAUGCCAUUCAAAUUAGGAACUUAUCUAUUGUCAGCAGAUGACCAGUCAACUCCUAGAAGAGGAGAAAUUUGUGGGAAAUAUGUCAGCUUUGUGUAAUAUUUUAUUUAAUUGAAACAUGUAUGCCCUUAAAGUAAGAGGUUAUAAAGUUUGAAAAACCUACUCCUUUUCUGUAUUUAAACUGGAAUGUGGAUUUAUUUCCUUCCAUCAGAAUUUAAAAUUGAAUUAGAAAGUGCCAUGUGAGCUCCACUCUCUUUGAUGUUAAUAAACUUCAAAGAGGUACUCACCUAAAUUACAGAGAGAUCAGCUAAAAGAUUUUUUUACUGCUUAUGGUUAAAGGUAAUCAUACCUUAGAGAUUUGAUUCUUUAGACCAGCCUUAAUUCUUUUUAAUUAAAGUCAUGUUUAGAUGUCUUCCCAGGAAUUCUUGCAGUGACUAUGAACCUCUUUGAAGGUUGUGCAUGAGUAUUCUAUGAAAGAACUAUUCUCCUCUGUUGUUGUAUCAUGUAAGUGGCUCUUUCCUAUUUGAUUCCCAUUUAUUUCCACAGAAUUUAGGUUUUUACCUUGUGAGGUGAGAAGAAUAAUGAUGACAAAUGUUUUAUGAUGCUAUUACAGUUAUUCGUGAAUGUUAAAUUCAAGAGAGUAAAAGCUUUGUCCAUUUUGUAAUUAUCUAUCGCACUUUCCCGUAAUAAGCUAAUCCUUCUAGGCUUGUGGUUAGAGCUAAGGAUUAACUAUUGCCAAUCAGAAUUACAUGUAUUUUUAUAAGUUGACUGUAAAUAUCAUAAUUACAGUCACAUAUUUUUAUGACCAAAUAGUUAUGAAUGCACGGCACUAUGCAUGCAUUGUUAUUAAUAGUACAUAGGUUAUUAAAGACACUAUUUUCAGGGUUAUUGCAACUUUUAUUAAAAUUUCUUACAUCACCUAUUCAUAAAUGCCUCAUGGCUUUUGGUCUUAAGGGCCUAAAGUCCACAGAAAGUUCCAUCCCCAGGUAAGCAAUUUAAGAAAUGCCUUCCCUGGGUAUCAGUAACAGCCACCUCUUCUAGAAUGGACUUUGGAAAAUCUCAGAAGCGAAAUCUGGCUUCCAGGCAAAGGGCCUAGCAUAUUCUGUAUUGGUUAGUAAAUAAACAUAAUUUUAUGUCUUGUGUUUGCAAAUCUUAUGAUGAAGCAGAAAAUACAAUGCCGUGAGACUCACAUUUAGAUAUUGUCUCUUAGAGAUUGGAGAAGUCAACGAUUUGCUCGGCAUCCUACCACAGGGAUCUUUCUGUUCAGUCUGCUUUGUUGGUGUCUGCGAAUGAUAUUGGCAAUCUUUGUAAAAGUGAAUCUGAAAACUGUUACUUAUUCCAAAAGAGCCUCAGAAGCACUUUUCUUCCCUUUAAAAACAAAAAACAAACAAACAAAAAAGGUUUUAGCUCUUUCUCAAUUACCAAAAUUUUGUGACAACUUUAUGACAUUGACCCAAAACAUAUUUAUGGCUGAAUUGGCAUGCCCUUGCUAUUUCCCCGUCUUCAAUCUCAAUAUGAAAUUGAACAUCAUCACUGUGGUGCGGACCUUUAUGCUAAUAUUUUAAAUCGGUGAGCUGCAGAUAUACUGGAUAGGGAAAAAUCAAGUUUUUUACUACUUUGUCUACAAAAUAACUACAAUGAUAUUGACCCAAAUGAAAGCAGCAAAAUCAUAAGUGAAAGCAACAAAGCCAUAUUGCAUGAGGUCCAGCAGGGGAGGGACUGUGUAUGGGUAUAGCAGCAGUAAAUUAUCUUGAUUUCUCAACUAAAGGACCAAGAUUAAUCCACCAUCACGUUUUACUUAGGAGCACAAGAGGUGGUAUUCUGUGUUUGAAGUGUUGUGGAGUUAGAUCAGGCAACAUUUGAAAUGACACUGGAAGGAUAUUGAGAGAUGAGCCCACAUCUCAGAAAUCAAGAAGUCUGUAAGUAGGUGUGAUAGAACAAGUGGAAUAAUACCACAUAUUCUGUGAUUUAGAAUACAGCAGAGAGAAUCACAUGGUGUUGCAAAACUAUAGAUUCUCAACUGCUAGCAAACCUGAUCAUAGGCAAAUACAUUGCACUUGAAGACCGGGUUCUCAUUUGUCAGAUUCAUAACCUAAUCUUUGCAGUGGGAGGUGCUCCUGAAUUUCCAAGCACAAAGGAAGAGCCAUAGACCCUUUUGUUAGUGAAAGUGAGAAGCUAGGGAGACUGUUUGUAAAGAAGCUUAAAGUAAGCACCGAGAUAAGCAUCAUUCAUUCCCAGAGUGGCUCUCAUCAUUGACUAUAUUUUAUGAGUCUUUGAGUCAUAAUGAACACUUUUUCUGAUCAGUUUUUUUUCAUACUUAAUGAGGACCUCUCUAUUGCUGACAGAGAAGCCACUUGCUUUUCUUAUAAAAUGGAAAACAACUCAAAAGAGCAAUAUAUAGGGUUAAGAAUAUAUUUACAGUAUAGCUUGCUAGUCUACAAAUCACAUUUUGUCUUCUGCAUCUCUAAAGAUGUAAAAAUUAAAUGGGAGUGUACCUUAAACUGAAAACCUCUAUAAGGUAGAUAUUUUUAAUAUAAUGAAGUACUUAUAAAGAAAACCAUCACUGAUUUUGCACUAUUUUAAAUUAUAGAAAGCCAGCUUCUACUAUUUUUCCCCAGUUGAAAAUUUCCCUUAAGAAAGGUCUCACAGGUCAUGGUAAUUAUAAAAUCUUAAAAAUCAGAAAGAAACUUUAGGAACAGAGUAGGAAUCAUCCACUGAUGCUGUGUGAUUCCUGCUGUGUAUGAUUUGAUUGUACUUAUCUGAGCUGAGGUUUUUAGAAGUCAUUUGUAACUGAGCUCUGGUUUCCCAACAGCUAAUGGCAUGGUCUGAUAGAGGAGCAUUAUGGUUUUCUUUCCCUCUGUUGCCAUAGUUUGUAGAGUAAGCACAUUACCCACAGGGCUCUGUCAAACCAGGGGGGGGAAAAUUCUAAUGCUUUGGAAGAUUGCAUUGAAGAAUUUCCUAGGAAUAACUAGGAGAGACUCUCAUAGAGGAAAGAUUAGUGGUGUUUAAUAAAAAUGUAUAACUUUUCAAUGCUAUAUAAAUUUAACUUAUAUUCUCAGUAGAGGCAGUCUACAGUAUGUUAUGGGGAGCAUUUAAAUUAUCUAAUGUAAUAUGCUUACUAGAAUCUCUCCCUCGACACUGAAAUACCUUCUAUCAUUUUAUCUGAUGAAUUCACUGGUUGUUGGUAGCAACACUGAUAGAGCUGGGGAAAAAAAAAAAGAACAGGCCAUCAUAGUCUUGCAUCUCCUGGUACAGUCUGUAGCAUCUAUUUUCAAGUAGAAUAAGGAAAUUCUGGCAUCUUUUCUUCACAAACAUAAAUGUGCUACAAGCUGAUAAAUUAGACCUUAAACUGGUCAAUGCAAAUAUCCCAAAGUUUUAGUAGUUUAAGCAACAACUUUAUUAUACUUUCCUGUUAAUUAUGCAUAUUUUUCAGCAAUAGACUUUUUUGCUCUUAACUAGGAAAUCUGUCACAGAUUGAAAAGGGCAGAGAUCUCUCCAAGCUACCUCAUAAGGGUAUUUAAAGACAAAAUGGCAUGCAAUCUUUGAUUAAAUGGCAAUAUAUUAAAGCCACAAAGCAAUAUUAUUUAUCACCUUUCCUUGAUGCUCAUUCACUUUAUCAAAUUAGACAAGGCAAAAUGUAAAAUGAGCACUCCUAUAUGCAGUCCCACUUAUACAUUCUAGUUAACAUAAUAUUCAUUAAUAUGAAAUCUCUCAGGGCAGUUGUUAGUUGUCUCUCUACAGAUAUCCCAGAGCACAAAAAUUGACUCAGAAAGAGAGUAAUCUGACUUUGAUUAGAGGCAGCGGUCUACCUAGUAAGAUGCACAAAUAAACUGUAAAUAACUUCAGAAAAAUUCCAAGUGCAUUUCACUUAUCACUUUUCUUGGAGGAAAAAAUCUGUUUGGGUGUUUAUUUGUUUGUUUAUUCUAGGCAAAUAGAGACAAAGUUACCAUUAUUUGGCAUUUUACUUAAGUUUUCUUUUCCUCUGGAAGGCAUUGCUAUUAUUUUCUGCUAAACUAGGGUUUUUAAAACACAGGUCACUUACAGAAACAUUAGCGUCCAUGAAAAGAAAACUCCUAGGGAGAAACAGUCUUCACCCAUGCAUAGACAAAUUGUAGAAAUGAGAGUAAAAGUGGAGCAUUUUUAUUUUUUUUCCUAAAACAAAAUCCACUUGUUCUUAAUCCUAGCUAGACAAAAUACCAAUUUCUACAGCAAAGAAGGAUGACUAAAUGUAUGAAAUUAUGAAACUUUGAUGUAUUAACACUACAAACCUCAUGGCAAACCACCAAUUUCAGAUGUCUUUACCCAUAAGAAUAUUCCUUCUAAAACACUCUGUUACAUAUAGGUUCAUCCCAUUCAUGAAAACAGCCUCAUUUAUCACUCGCAAAAUAGUACAAACAAAGCCAUUUUAGGUUUCUGCUCUGUAGUUCUGUGCCUUGGGCUCUACAACUAAAGCUACCUUACUGAGGAAAACUUAAAAACGAAUUGUGAACAAAAAUGUCAACUCAAAAAAACAUUACCCAAGUUGUAUUUCCAUCCAAAAAUAUCUCCUGUGAAAUAGAAGACUGCUGUGUAGCCAUUUUAGAUCUCAUAAAGAAGAAAGUAUUCUAAAAGUACCUAUUUUGGAUCUUACUAAGAACCCAAACCAAAAGUCCUUCCAAAGUUUCCAAUUCACCUGAAUUUGGUCCAUUAUCAAAAUUUACCUCUAUGUUGAUCAGUGAAAAAACAAUUUGCAAAACAGGUUUUUCUUAACUAUAAUAGAAACAAAUAAAGAACAAGCUAUUUCCCAUAGAUUUGCAUGUGUAAACACACAUAAUAAUUAAAUGAAUCUCAUACCUCAGUCAAGGGAAAUUAUGUUCCAAAUAUUUCCUUGUUCGGUUCAUCAUUAUUUGCGUAUUUUGGACACACUGAAAUAAAAUAAUUUUAGUUAAAUUGCUCAUAAUUUCUCUGCAUAACAAAUCUAUUAUCUAAAGCUUAAAGGUAAAAUUCUUAAGAAAAAUAACAAUUAAAUAUUAGCUACUUGGAAAAAAAAGUCAUCAAAAUCGUAUUUACUACAGUGCCACUAGGCAAAGUUAAACAGAGCAUUUCUGGCUAUCUUGACUUUUUAUUUUAACAACAACAAAAGAAAUCUAGUUCCAUUAGUCAUAAUAAUAGAAAUAAUUUAUAUAUUAAAAUAGUGAUAAAUUAUACAGGUGUAUAUUCUAUAGUUCUUAGGGUCAAAUACGAGGUCUUUUAAAAUCACAAUCACAAAUGCUGUAAAAACUAGGUUAUUCUUAAAUUCACCAGACUUUUCUUCAUUCUUUAUUGUUAGUAUUAAAUGCCCCACAGAAUAUCGUAAUAUGCAACUUAUUCCUCUAAACUCAGUGAGAACUUCGAGCAUGCUACCUGUUCAGGAAAGAUUUUUCUAGGCUAAGAAUUAAACUUCCUAAACAAAACAUCUUAUAACAUCACAAUGUAAAAUAACAUAAUCUAUGUUUUUUUAGUUUUUUAUUGAAUCACAAGUUCUAAAACUUAUAAUGUAAUUUUUUAUCCUUUAAACAUUCAAGAAUACAUACAUUAAAAUAAUACUAUGAUAAUAUAUAUCAAUUAUCUCUCCAUGGUUAAGAUAAAGCAUUCUGAAGCAAAUACAAAAUGUCUCAGCAUUCCUGAGAGAUAUUUUUAUGAAUCCCUAAGUUCACAAAUAUCUCUAAAACACAUAAAUUACUAAAGUAUUACUAAAAGAUUCAGAUAGCACUUUAACACCCCUUAAUAAUUAUGUUACCUUCAAAUCUACAGCAAUUUAUAAUUGGGUCAAAUAAAUUCUACCUAAAAUUUAUCACUGCAUUACAUUGCAUCAUUGUGGUAACAUUAGCUAUAAAAAUACUUGAACCAACGUUUUUCUCACAUACAAGAGCUGCAGAAGAUGGAGACAAUGAGUGAGCCAGCAGCUCCUCAGUAGUACCCAGAGAUUAAUCACAAAGCACAUCCCUUUGGCUGCACGCUAUACAGUUUCGAGCCAGGGCGUAAUUGUACAUGGGCUAUCAGCACCACUUCAAAGUCACUAAAACCAAUCAUGUUAAAUAUUUGAAUAUCCAAGUCCACUGUAUUUUGAUGAAUAAUGCAGUGGCAUUAUACAUAACGCAUAGAUAACCAACAUUCAAAAUAUGUAAGGUCACUUGAUGCCGAAAUUAUACUUAAACAAUUUAAUAUUCCACAACACACUUCAAAAGCUUUAUCAUUGCAAAGCUCUCCUCAUUAUUGACGUAUAAUGAGGAGACCAAAGAAGGCUUAGUAAUGUUUCAUUUUAUAUAGUUUGCCAUAUGUUUUCUUAAAAACAAGGAUGCCUUUAUGUCUUUCAUGGAAAUGUUUGGACUUAUUCAAUAGCCAUUUUCCUGUCCAAAUUUAGUAUUUUAAUUAUUAAUUUUCUUCUUCUUUUUUCCUUUAAAUAUGUUCAACUUUUAUCAUUUCUAAAAUAACUUUUCUUUAGAGUAAUUAAACAUGUUUUCUCCUUUACAUAAAAAUAAGCAUGGCUAGAAAGGAAUGAAAUAAGAACUUAGCAAAAUUAAGCUGGACAUGUGGAACCUAUUUGCAAAUACUAAAUAAAGUUUGCAAAAGUACUAUUUAUUGUCAUUUAUAUGUGCUUCAAGUUGAAAUUCUCCACUGAUUUUAUUUUAAAAAUGGCAACUGACAUGGCAAACUAUGAAGCACACAAUGUCUGUUUUGCAGACGUUCAGUAAUUAUCUAUUCAAUGAAGAAAAAUAUAAAAGACUUCUCCAGCUUCUCAGUUGCCUGCUCAUGACCUAAUGAAAAGGAGGUUAUUUAAUAAUUUCAAUCUUUGAGAGCCCAUAUUCAGAAGCUUUUGUUGUUGUUUUGUUUCAUUUUCUUGAAUUUUCCUAUAUAGCCAGUUACACAAGAAUAAGGCCCCAUAUAAAGGAAGAAUUUCAAGUUUGUUGGUAAUAACUGUCCUUUCCUAUAAGUUGAAAUGCUAGAGCCUAGAGCUAUACACAUCUUGAUAGUAAAAUAAAGGAGAAUGUGAUCUGACAUAAAGAAAAAUUAAGGACAAGGGUGAUUUUUUUAAAAAAAAAAAGGUAAGUGAGAAAAAAUUUUAAAACAGAUCUAAAACUGUUGAAGAAGGGACUAAACAACUGAACUAAAACCUUUUUGUUUUAUUUAGUUUCUGUUCAUUAGUUUAGUUUGGCUUUAAAAACAAAGGAACACAUUGGAAAGUUUCAGAAAAACCCUGACAUAUCUAAGUCUCCAAAAAGUUUGUUACUCUUUAAAAAGAUAGAACUAGAAAUUCAGUCCCAUUUUAGGAUCAAGAUUUGAUGUAGAUGGGUUUCUGAAGUACCCCUAGAUGGCUUGGGAUUGUACCUAUUUACUCACCACAUAUUUAGGAGCACCUAUAUUGGUCUCUGUGCUAGGCUCAGAAGAAAAUACCGCUAAACUAUUCAUAGUUCCUGACUUUGAGGUAUGUAUGAUCUGUUGAGGAAAUUUGCAGCUGGAGUAUUCAAGGAAAGUAAGGAAGGAAUUAUGAACUGAUCCACAUUGAAGCAUGGGUAAGAUUCCAAUAGAUAGAGAUGGAGGAUAGGCACAACAGUCAGGGAGAAAAAGUGAAAUAUGCAAGGGCAGGAAAGCAGGCUGUCCAGGAUGAAGGCUAUAACAGAUGAGAUGAUAGGAACCCAGAAGAGACUUGUUACAGAUGGGAAUAAAAAGGAAGCACCCAUUGUGAGUGGUAUUAUAAAGGAUUGGCAGGAUAUGGGGAGUUAGUUGGAUUUGGGAGAGGGAUCAUAAAGAAAAAGCUGUUUUUAUGAUGUAUCCUUGGGCUUAAAUGCAGUGAAUGGUUUACAAAAUAUAAAUAGGCAGUCUCUACUUUUGAAUUUUAUCUGUUAAAAUCAAGGAUCCCAAAACUCAGCAGUAUCACAUAAAUUUAUAAUCUCUCUUGCUUUGAAAUGUAGUGGUUGCAAGAGCCAGUUUAGGGCAUGAGUUUGAUUCUCCUGAUGAUGGAACACCGUCCAAGUUCUGGUACAAAAGCCCACGGCCGUCUGGUCACCUCAUAUAUACCUGGUGUCCCUCAAAGUGUGAGAGUAAGAGACUGACAUGGAUUGCUGGGAACCCAAACUCUCCAGAACAAACAGCUCAAACUAAUACACUCCAAUUAACUAUCUCUGUUAAUAUUAUUUUAAUUAACAAUUCAAAUAAUACCUGCCUAAUAGAAUAGGUAUUAUUGUCUCUGAUUUAUAGAUUGUUUCAAGAAAGAAAACAUUGUAAACAAGUACUAUGUCCCUAUGGUACAAUAUGUCAUCUUUUCAUCAUAAAUCAGUAUGAAAGGUGCAUGUACAGAGAAGUCCAAAUGCAAAUUAUAUGUGAUGAAAAAUAACUGCAUAGAUUUUCUCCCCAUCUAUCCUUUUCUAAAUGUAAAUUUUAAGACAAUGUGUUUGUCAAAAUGCUUAAAACUGUUUUUUAAAUUCACUUCCUUAUGAUUCACUGAUGCUUUCUUUGAAGAUCACAUAAGGUACAUAGGCACUUACUUUUUAAGCAUAAACCUAACUGAUUUAUACACUAACCUUGUCCUUUUUAAUAGUUAAAGUUUUAAUUAUAAUAGUGGUGCUCCCCAAAACCAGCAAUCAGAUUACAAGAUGUUUGGAGGAAUAUAUUUUAAUCUUUAAACCUGAAAAAAGCAUUUCUUAAUUAUGCUUUUUAGAGUUAUAGAUAAGGUUGGAGUUGGCCUGGGGAGGCCCCAUUUUCCAACUGGUUCAUGAGGAGGACAUCUGUUUACAGAAGUAGAAUGCAGAUAAAUCCAACAACCAAGUGGCCAUAGGAGACCAUGGUCAACAAACACACUCUAAGAGACAUUUUGGAUAACCCUAGGAGUAACAAAGCUAGUGGUUCUCAAAAUUUGCCAUACUUUGGAAUGACCUAGAGAGACGUUUAAAGUCUCAAUGCCCAGACUUCACGCCAGACUACUUAAAUCAAUAUAUCCUGCAGCGAGACCCAACCUCAGUACUUCUGGGAGUUCCCAUAGUGAUUUCAAUGUGUGGCUCAAUUUGAAAAACAGUGGCUUAGACAACCAAGUCAACACAUUUAAUCCAAUAAAUACUGAUAGAGCCUUUUAUUAAGUGAAGUUUUAAAAAGUCACAAGACAAAAGCGUCUGUGACAUCUGUAACUAGAAUAUAAGCCAGAACUUGUACAGAGUCUAAAAGGGGGUAUCCAGAGGGUAGAGAGAUGAUUUCUAGUAGAGCCAAACCUGGUAGGAGUGCAUUGCAUUAAGAUAGCACUUAAGAUGAGGUAAGAUUAUUGGCCUGAGCACCCCAUGUGACGUGACCAGACUGAGCAAAGCCAUAAUAUGGAACAAAAGCACAGAAUAUGUUCCUGGGUCAACGAACUCAAUUUAGCUUGAGUGUACAUUUCCAGUACAAGAGUUGAAUUUGUACAAACCAGAAAGUUUCAUAUAAGGACCUGCAGACAUCAUGCUGCAGAAUUUAUAUUUCAUUUAAUGGACUCAGAUUACUUAUUAUUAUUAUUAUUAUUAUUAUUAGAUCCAAAUUUAAAAGUAUUAAUCUGCAAUGUUCUAAGUGUAGGUUAGACUGGAGGUGAGAGACCUGAACCAAAGAAUUAAGUUAGGAGGCUGUUGUGGUCAUCAGCAAUGAAGGUAAUAUUGGUCUGAAAUAGAGUUGUGGCACUGAAUAUAAAAAGGAAGAAAUAAAUACAAUUCACAAAACUUAUAUCUGCAAGAUGGCCUGAAUCCCCAAGAACUUUGAGUGUCUAAAACACAACAAUAUGGUACCCUAUAAUUGAAUAUUCACAUUAGUGAAUUUAAUGUGGCAUAACAGUAACCAGUUAUUAGCUCUGUGUGAUCUAUUUACUACAAUACUCUAACGUAUAGUUUAAUCAUCACAUUCCUGUGGUUUUGACAUGCAGCGUGGCCCAUUUGUAUAACAUUUAUAGAGCUUUAACACAAAUUUUCAGGAAAUCGCUUUAUCUUUACAGAAUGGUUGAUUUGGUUUUCUGCAUAUCUAACUUGGGGAAAAAUGGUUUAUAUUGCCUUAUUUAAAUUCAGUAAAUAAAAGAUGAGUCAAAGAGGAAGAAACAAAUAUCUUAGGAACAUCAAUAGGCAGUCUAAUCUUUUGUACUUUUUUCCAUGUAAGAUUACUGGAUACUCAGGUAUAUAUAACUCUUAUCUACAUGCAUGUAUUAUAGCUACAGACACUACAAUAGUAUCUAGAUUAAUCUACAUAUAUAAACAUCAAUUUAAUUAGCAAAUAAUUCUUGAGAUUUAUUUGCAUUUCAGGGAAUUUAGCAGUUCAGGUGAUUUAUGCUUAGAAACAAGAUCACUGUUCCUCCCACAAUCAGAGAUCUGCUCUGCAGUCAUCUUCUAUGAAAGUUUUGUAUAAGGCCCAUGCUUUUAUUCUACCAUAAAGAUGUAGUAUUGCAAUGUUAUAUCAGCACUGGGCAAAGAUGGAUAUAUAUGUAAAAUGUAAUUUUCACAACAUAUCCUUAAACAUAGUUACACAUUCAUUGGAUGGCCUGUCUCUAAUUCAAUACUUUUCCUACGGAAUAAUUGUCCUGUCAAAUAUUACACAUAUACAUGGCUUUAACAUUAGCAUUAAAAUGACCAGUGAAAAUAAUCCAUAUGAACUCUUUGUAUUCUUCUACAGUCAUAGAACUAAAAUACGUGAGGAUGAGGAAGCAGAUAACAACUUGAGAAAAUGUAAAAGAGUUGGAACUUGGAGCCACAGUGCCAGGCAAUGGGGCCACACACAGCAGCUUGAUCAUCCACGUAGCUUUAUGCGAUGCCCUUUGGGUCAUGGCUUUCACCAGGUAGCUUACUCAAAAAAAAUGUGAUUAUCUCUUAACUCCUUUAUUCACCAAAUCUUUCAUUCAAGAAGAAUUUUAAACAUCUUCUAUGUGCCAGACACAUAGAGAGUAAAUGCAAAGAGAAAUGAGAGGCAGCCACUACCCAUCAAGGAUUUUAGCAAAGCAAACUAGUAGGCGAAAUAGCCAUAUAUGUGUGUGUGUGUGUGUGUGUAAAAAAUAAUGGGCGCCGUUUAUAGAGCAGUGAUUCUCCCACUUAAGCAUGUAUCAAAAUCACCUGGAGGGCUUGUCAAAGCACAGCCUGCAUAUCCCCACCUCCAGAGGUUCUGAUUCAGUAGAUCUGGAGUGAGGCCUGAAAAUGUACAUUUCUAACAAGUUUUCAGGUGAUGCUAAUGCUACUAGUCUGAGGAACCGCACUUGGACUUUGAAAAUUUCUGAAAUCCAAGUUUGUGAACAGCAGCAGACAUUCUGAGAAUAGUUGGAUUAAAUCUGUCCGGGGAAGAAGGUGAGGACAAAGGUCAGCUUCUCACCACUAGGCCUGAAAGGCUGCAUAGUUGAAGAGUGCAAAGACAUUCCAGGUUGAAGAAAAGAAAUUACCUGAACUAAGGCCAUAUCUGACAAGUCUACCUGUUGGUAGAACUCAUCUAUAAGACUUUUUAAACUCUUGAAGGGAUGGCCUUAGUAAUCUCUAUUUGUAAUAAGUUGAUCUGGACAGUCUUUUCAUGAAGAAAAUUUAGGAACGUGGAACCAAGGCAUAGAGUAUAAAAGAAUGUAUCAUUUUCAAAGAAGUCCUGUUAUAGACUGGUUUAACUAGAACUACUGUAUACUAGAACUAGCACUCUAUACUAGAACUAGAUUCGUGUAGGACAUGAGUUAAGUUUGAAUUUCCAAUAAUCAGUGAAUUAAAUUUUUAGUACAAGUAUGUUUCAUGCAAUAUUUGGAAUCUGCAAUGCUAAAAGUACUUGUUUCUCUGAAAUUCAAAUUUAACUGGGCAUCUUGCAUUUUUACUUGCUAAAUCUCACAACCCUAAGAAUGUAGGGUAUGCGUCAGGUGGAGAAAAGAACCAGAAAUAAUGAGGCUGAAACAAUAUUAUAUUAUUAGGCCAAAUAAUAGUAAAGUACUAUUUUUCAUGUGGGACAUGCAAGUGUAGCAUGUAGCUAAUGAAGCUUAAAUUUCUGAGCCCAUUGCUUACAUAAGUCUUUUGGAGGCCCUAGGACAGUCCUUAGCAGUAUGUUCACAUCUUAUGUUUAUAUAAAAUUUUCAAAUGUAUGAUAUUUUUGCAUUCUUUUCCUUAAAAGGGGACUCCAAAAAUGUAUACACUUCAGGCUCAACAAAAUUUUGAUCUGCCCCUGCAUGUGGGACAACAUAAGUAUCAAAUACAACACAAAAAUGAUAUUGAUAAAUACCAACUCUUAAGUAAAAAGUUAAGUACAAUGAAUGCCCAGAGAAUUUGAAGAUCUUUUUGUUCCUAUAUCAUCAUGAAAUGCUACUUGAAAUUAAAAUGGCUUCAACACUGGCAAAAUGAAGCCUAUUCUUUGAAUUAUCCUCGAUGUGUGAAAUUAAUGUUCCAGUAGCAUAAAGACAGUAUUUCAUUUCCCAGAUAUAAUUGACCAUGGGACAUUAUGUUCAUGGAGCAUCUUAAAGAACUAGUGUUCCAGGGAGCAAACAUUGAUAAUGUCAUGUUAGAGAAGCCUGUCUUUGUUACUGAAGAGCAGAUGAGUAUUACAAUUCCAAAGGAAACAGUAUUAAUGGGUCUGUGUGGAAAUCAGUUCUUAUUUUCUAAACAAUAUUGUUGAUUUCUAGCUAUUCGAGUAAUUUAUAACCUAAUAGAAGAAUAGAAUACUUAAGGAAAAAUGAUUCAUCAGCAUGAAUUUCAAUUAAAAUAACACAGAACUAAUUUUUCCCUUCUGUCCCAGUCCAAUUUCAGGGAAUGAGAAGUAAGUAAAUGGAAACCAAGUUAAACUAGACCAUAAAUAGUAAAAUAUGAAGAAAAAAAUUGACAAAUGGCCGGGAACCAAAUAAAUAAACAGGUUGAUAUUUUAUUUUUCAUUCUUUUGAAAAAUGAUAUAGCAUUCUAGAAUAAUUGAAAAAUUUUGAUCUUGAAUAAAAGACUUGAGGAAGGUUAUUUCUUGGAGAACUUUAAUGAAGGGAAAAGGGGGAAAACAGCCUACAAAAAAAAUUUAGUAUGUGUUGAAAAUGGUUGUAAGUAGACCUUUGGUCCCAACAGCACAGCUACUAAACUAUGAUAUACGCCAGACCCAAGAUAUGAAAAAAAAAAGCCAUAAUGUAACAAAAGUAAUGACUGGCAAAACCAAUAAUUCAUUAAAAAUCCAUCAGGCCUCCUAAAGGCCAACUUGGUCGUACCUAUACAAUAAAGAAGUGCUGAAACUCCAAUCAGAGUUACACACAAUAAGUAAGUCAAAUAUCUCUUACCAAAUGUUCCAAUAGAUUUUCUUUUUGUAUUAAAUUCGAAUACUUAGAGUACUGGGUUAUGUUCAAUAAUAGGAAGUCACAGCUAAAAGUCGACAAAGAGAAUAAUUGAUUGGAAGAACUUUUUCGAUAACAGGAAAUAUGGACAGUUACCUAGGAACUAGGAAAAUAAAACGACCUGAUGAAUAAGCCAUAUCAUUCAUUCAUUAAUCCAUCCAACAAACAUGGAUUAAGAACCUAUAAUAUGCCAAGUGAUGUACAAAGUCCUGUGUGAGGGACAAAGCAGUUCAAAUUGCUCAGUGGAAUACUUUAAUGUCUCAUAAAAAGAAGAAAGUAACUAUUUGCUUUCACUGAAACAUUUGUUGUGAGACAUUGGCAAAACUAGAGUUAUUAUUUAUUUGGCUGCUGUUAAUCUAAUUAACCUGUUAUUAAUCUAAAAAUUGUUCAAGAUUCUUAGUUAACAUGUUUUCCAUAAUAAAUAGAAGUUGCUAUACUAAUUUUUUUGUUUGUUGGACAUAAAUGUCAAUGAGUACUAGAUGCGUUUUGGACAAAAUGGUAAGAUAGGAAGGCAAGGAUGCCUAAUGAUUGAUUAGCGUAUUAAACACAGCAGAUACAGCCUUGAGGGUAUACAUCUUUUUGUUUGAAAUUAAUACACUUAAACAAAUUAGUGAAUGUAAGUGUAAACAGGUUCCCAAACUCAUAAUUUUACCCAAAAGAAAUAAAUAAUACUAAGUAGAACAGUCAGGCAAGAAUUGAGACACAAAUAAAAUUUUUUUAAAAAAUAGUCUUAUGAAAGAACGUCAGCAGAGUGUUAAUGAGUCCUUUUCUACCCUGUUGCCACCUCUAUUUAGCACGGCAAUGACUAAGACAUAUUUAGAAGGAUGGCCUAAAGAAAAGAAAAAUCAUAACUAACUAGUUUAGGUAAAAAGAAUUCAUCCACAGAUGGAGAAAAACAAUCUUGCCCUUCUUCACACCAAGUUCCAACAUGUUUGAAAUUUAGCACUGGAGGGAUUGGGAGAUCUCAAUAAUUAGACUGCGAUUGAAAUGUUCCACUAAAAUAAUGAUUUGAGAGGCAUCCAGGGGCACUUUCUUUACUUCUUCAUUCAACCUCAGCAUGGAGCACAUCAAUUCUGUUUCUUAGUUGGACUAUACUACCUUAGAUACGGAACUGAUUUUUAAAAGUAUAUAAAAUUAUUUCAAGUCUAAAAAUCAUAAAGAAUUUAUCUCAGGAUAAAUAAUUUUUAUGAAAGUAUUUUAUCGCCAGUUCAUUUGUAACCUCAUUACCUUGCUUAAGUAGAUAAAUCCCAAGCAAUGAGUGAAAUAAACGAGUAGACUAGUGGGUUUUUAACCCGCUACCUAUGUCUCUCAAAUGUUUAUAAUUUCUGCUCCACUAAUAGCCCUGACCCUGCUAGGUAACAAUACUCUAGGAAAUUGAAGAUAUGAGUUCAGAGAAAAAAACUCAUAAAGGAAGAUGGACAUUGUGGAGAAUGGGCAGUAGUGCUAAUGUAAAGAAAGAAAGAAGGCUGCAUGGAUGGGGGAUUACAUUUUCUGCAGGACAGGAAGAAGAGAUCUACAGAUGUAUAGGUACAAGCUCUGAGUUGGGAUAAGCAAUGACGCAGAUUACUAAAUAAAAUCAGAUCAUGUGUCUUAUCCACUGAGUUCCACCUUAAUGUUUUUGUUUUUAUGGCUAUGUUCUCAAAAUACCUGAAUUUAUUUUUAGAGUCAUACAUUUCUUUGUUUUUUUUUAAAUUGACAGACAGUUUUAUAUAUUUAUUUCAUUUCUUUCUUGAUUACCUUGAGUUUAAUAUCAUGUGCUAUAUGGGAUGAAGAAAAAGUAUGAUGUGUUUUCUACCUUUAAAUUGCUUGCAAUCUAUUUAAAGAUGCUGACAGAGGAAAUAGUCACUCACAAUAAAGCACAAGAAAUGAUUGCAUGAUUCAUACUUUAGAGUUAAGAGAACCUGGGUGUAGGGAACUAUUGGCAUUAAAGGUGAAUACUUCAACAAGGAAAUGCAGCUUCAAAUAGGCCUUGAAGAAGGCAUUUUAUCUGCCUAAACAAAAGAUCCAUCUCUUCACAGACAUUAACUUGGGUGGGAGAUUCAUGAAAGAGGGGAAGCCCUACCCAGUCUGUCCCCCUGUCUCCUGCUCUGACCACUUCUCCAGCCACUGCUGCAUCAGCCAUGCACCCUCUUUGGUCUUUUGUCAUUGCUGUUCCCACCACCCUGAAUGGUCUUCUUCCCCCAGUUAGCCACAGAUCUUCCUCCUGCACUUCUUUUUGGUUUCUUCUUAAAUAUUAAAUGAGUAUGCAUUAGAGAGGCCUUUCAUGACCCUCUCAUGAAAAUAUAGUAAAUCUCCUCCCUUCUUUCACAUUUGUCAUAGGAUUUGUUUAUUGUCUGUCUGUCUGUCCCCAGCAAAUUGAAAGCUCUAAGGGGGCAGAGAUUUUUUUUCUGCUCUGUAAACUGCUAUAAGCCCAGUACCCUGAAGGGUGCCAGGCACAUGUUAGGCAUUCAAUAAAUAUUUGACAAAGGAAGGAAGGAAAGGAGGGAGGGAGGGAAGAAAUUAGUUCAGGUAGACCUCGAAAGCUUCAAGUGUUUCAGUUGCAAAUAUAUUAGAUGUAUCUCAUUAUCUAGUAAGUCAUUUUGAGGUAAACUUACUGAUACAUUUGAAAGUUGUUUGCCCGUGAAUUCUUUGCUAGGUAAUAUUAACAUCUACCCCUGCACUCCCUUAAAUAUUUAUCAGUAGCUUAAACUUUAACAAAAGCCACGGUUUCCUUUGGCAGAGCAGGGACUGUGCUCAUAUCCUAGCUUGUCAAUGGAAAGAAGAAAUACUGCUGAACAAGUAAAAGAUUAUCAUGGCAGCCACAUCCUUAAAUGGGAGCAAUUGCUAGGCUGCUGCUUCUCAGGCUUAAAGAAGUAAAAGAUACUGCCCCAAGCCAUUUUCAGCUGGAAUUGUAAGAGUAUGCACAAAAAUACACAAAGUUACCCUGACAUAAGCGUGAAUAAAAUAUAUUAUCUGAUGCUCAGGAACAUUUCCUUCUUCCCUCAAAAUGAAUAAUUUAUUGGUUUUCUACCUGCUGUUUCCAAGCUCACAUUAAUGAUUCAUUGAUUAGUCUCAAAAACAGAUGCUUAUAAUUAAAUCACAGGUUCUGUAAGAUCAUUAACUUGUUCUCUAAUGGCUGAAAGAAUUAAGGAGAAAUGGGGUAGUUUAAAUUCAUAGAUUCAAGAAGGAUUAUAGGCAGCAUAUUCUGUACAGAUGUGACAUUUGCUGUAUUGUUUUCCUUUCUGAUAGAAAUUUCUCACCUUCUAAAUUUUCAUUUAUAUGGAACUUGUUUUAGUUUUCUUAACAUCCACAGGUUUAUUAUUUAUUCCACCCACAGAAAUUCUGACUCAGAUGGCUAAUGGAGUGUAGCCUUGUUACUUGCAUUCAGAUUUCUUAUUGGUUUUUGUUUUAUGCCUUAGUCCAUCCUUAUUAGAAUCUCUCCAAAAUAAUUGAUAAUUUAUGUUGGUCAAGUAGCAUUCCAUUAUCUGUGGUAAAAAAAUGCUUUAUUAAUUAUACCACAUAGGUUUCAGCAUGUGCAAAGUCUUCUGAAAGUAUUGUAAAUGAUAGUUGUUUGGGAGAUGUGAUAACUUUUAUUUCCAUUAAUGUUUACAUUUCUGCCUCAUUCUCAGCUGAGACUGUUACUUAUAUUUUUAUCCACUUGAAUCUUGAAGUUAAGGUAAGCUGAAUAUAUCUAAUUGUCUUUCAUACACAUUAGUUUGUUCUACAGAAGAAAUUUAUUAAUGGAGUAAGGUGAAUAUGAUAAACUCAAAUCAGAUUUUCUUCUUAUGUCUGCCUCUGAAUCCAAAAUUGGGGGUGCCUGCUACAAAACCAAGUAUGUUUAUGAAAACCUUCCCUCUCCUGUAAUUGCUGGAGUAUUCAUUCAGAGCUCUCACUUGCUAUAUAAUUUCUAACCAAACACUUUCCAGGGAAUGUAUAACAAGGAAGUACAUGGACAACACUCAAAUUCAAAUGUCCAUAGAUGGUGGAAUUUUACCACUCUUUAGCUUACAAGCUCAAUCAACUGAAAGGUUUCAGAAAUGUUUGUGUUUGGGGUUUGGGUUUGAGAUGUGAAACAAAUGACAUCCUUAAACAUGUUAUCGUUAGUCUUCAAGGCACAUAUGAGUACCUUGAUAUAGAACUAUUUAUAGUUACAGUUUGCUCAAACACUAUUAUAAUGAAAUUAACUUUGGGAUGUAGAUGUUAAAGUACCAGCUUGUAAAAAGAAUGUUUAAUGGCAAUCAUUUGUAUGUUUAAUACCUGUGUGCUCAAUGUAGUGUCAUCUUUACCAGAUGAUUUACUUCACAAUGUUUUCAUUCCUGUUCCCCAAAUGAAAAUAAGUAGUCUACCAACUAAUUUACAGAACUUAGUUUUGGAUACUAUUGCAGAGACACAGGAGCACUUUUAACUCAAACACUAUGGUUUACCAUAGUUUUAUGGUGGUAUGAAAUUGAGUUAGCACUGCAAUGCAAUAUUGAAAAAAUCAGAAUGCAAUAAAGAAAUGUAGAUAUUACAUGUGACUACUAAAGAAAUGUAGAUAUUACAUGUGACUACUUCAUGUACUACCCAGACUCCUCAUUUAUUGUUUGAACACAAGGGUUAGUUUUUUAUCUUGCCAAAAGGACAUGGUCAGGAAGUCAGUGUGAUGCCAUCUUGCUGCAGUGCAGAAGUUUUAAGAAGCAAGAUAUUUUUUAAUGAUGUACUAUUACAGGAUAGAACUUAUCCCCCACAUGAAACUACAUAUUCGCAGAAACUUUGUAUUGUCCAUGUGCAUCUGUUCUUACUAGUCUGGAGGGAAAAAAAUAAGAUUUCCAGUUUUCUGCUGAUCCAACACCAUUUCCCAUAGGCAGCACAAUACACCAGCACACAGUUAGCAGCACUUUGGGACAAAACUGUUGAAAGGAAAGAAACAGUGAUUAUUCUGAAAACAUGUAAAGCAACACUGAUCAUAAGUAAUUUUUGUUAGGUGGGACAAUGCUAUAUAAUAUGAUUUCUUGUGUCUAAGUUUUCUCUAAAAGAUUAUUUGGGCUGGGUCCAGAAGGCUCAAAUUUCCCUAAGCAACCUUGAUCAUCAAUGUUGUCAUGCUUCAGCUUUUGGCAGUUUUGAUUCAUUACUAAUUAUUAAUAUUGUUAUUUAAAUAUGAAUAUUGUCCCUUCCCAUUAUGAAAAGCUAUUACACACAUAUAUGGAUUUAUAUAAAGG
This is a messenger RNA of Pongo pygmaeus (Bornean orangutan), 24601 nucleotides long. It is a transcript of the gene PTCHD4, whose product is annotated as patched domain containing 4. The coding region runs from base 388 to 3093 and encodes 901 amino acids. Gene Ontology annotation, cellular component: membrane. The transcript has 4 exons. The record is from RefSeq and is a predicted model, not a curated record. NCBI's taxonomy places the organism in Eukaryota, Metazoa, Chordata, Mammalia, Primates, Hominidae.